AUGGAGCACAUCUUCAUUGUGGGGCUUCUUGCUGGUACGUUUUUCUCUGCUAACUCGUUGAUGCAGAAGGAAGACCCUGCCCCCUACCUGGUGUACCUCAAGUCUAACUUCAAUCCAUGUGUUGGAGUUCUCAUCAAGAGCAACUGGGUGCUGGCGCCUGCGCAUUGCUACCUACCGAACCUGAAGGUGAUGCUGGGGAACUUGAAGACCAGAAUCAGAGACGGGACGGAGCAGACCAUCAAUCCCAUCCAGGUUGUGCGCUACUGGAACUCCAACCACAGCAACCCCCAGGAUGACCUCAUGCUCCUCAGACUGGCCAGACCUGCCACCCUCAACCAGAAGGUCCAGCCCAUCCCCCUCGCCACCAGCAACGUGCGGCCAGGCACCAUGUGUCUGCUCUCGGGGCUGGACUGGAGCCAUGACAACAAUGGCAGGCACCCCGACCUGCGGCAGAACCUGGAGGCCCCCGUGAUGUUGGACUCGGAGUGCCAGAAGACGGAGCAGGGGAGGAACCACAGGAACUCUCUGUGUGUCAAGUUCGUCAAAGUCUUUGCCCGCAUUUUUGGGGAAGUGGCAGUUGCCACUGUCAUCUGCAAAAACAAGCUGCAGGGGAUCGAGGUCGGGCACUUCAUGGGUGGCGAUGUGGGCAUCUACACCAACAUCUACAAGUACGUGUCCUGGAUCGAGGACAUCACCAAGAACAAGUGA
Messenger RNA from Elephantulus edwardii (Cape elephant shrew), 708 nucleotides. Its product is annotated as probable inactive serine protease 37-like. NCBI's taxonomy places the organism in Eukaryota, Metazoa, Chordata, Mammalia, Macroscelidea, Macroscelididae. Gene Ontology annotation, molecular function: serine-type endopeptidase activity. Gene Ontology annotation, biological process: proteolysis; positive regulation of acrosome reaction. Bases 1 to 708 code for a protein of 235 amino acids. The transcript is spliced from 5 exons. Gene Ontology annotation, cellular component: acrosomal vesicle. The record is from RefSeq and is a predicted model, not a curated record.